AUGGCAUCUAAGAGAGGAAUGAGUAACCUGUGUAAUGGUAGAUAUCAGCAGCCUAUUGAAGUGCUAUGGCAGCCUCCGGAACUUAAUGAGAUUCUAAUUUGUUGUGAUGGAGCAGCACGUGGAAAUCCAGACAUUGCGGGAGCAGGAGUGGUGGCAAGAGACUCUAGCUGUGCAGUUCUUGGUACUUUGAGUAUUGGUCUUGGAGUUACUACAAACUAUUUGGCGGAACUCUAUGCAAUUAUAAUUGGUAUGGAAUGGGAAAUGCAAUGGAAUUAUGAUCGUAUUUGUGUGCAAUCUGAUUCAUAUGGAGUAGUUCAAGCUUUACAAAGCUCUUCUAUUCCUUGGUUUGCAAAAGCAAGAUGGGGAAGUUAUGCAAUUAUUAUAUUUCUAUAA
Messenger RNA from Papaver somniferum (opium poppy), 393 nucleotides. RefSeq lists its product as uncharacterized. The record is from RefSeq and is a predicted model, not a curated record. The transcript has 2 exons. Bases 1 to 393 code for a protein of 130 amino acids. Gene Ontology annotation, molecular function: nucleic acid binding; RNA-DNA hybrid ribonuclease activity. Lineage: Eukaryota; Viridiplantae; Streptophyta; Magnoliopsida; Ranunculales; Papaveraceae.